AUGGAGAGCUCAACAUCGAAGGUAGAUAUCAUCAUGAAGCCAGUGCUUCGUAAAGCUGGGAUUCCUUUACCUUUGCCAGUGGCUGGUUUCAUCUGUGCCAAGAUUGUGGCUAAUCCAAGUGUUAAUCUUGGCUUGGUUGAGUUCUUGGAGAGAGAAGCUUCAUCCAGGGAGGUUGAGAACCAAAGGCUUGAGAAAUUCAUUGGAGAAUGUUUGAGAACUUUGGAGCAAAUGGAGUAUUGGAAAUUAGAAAAUGGGUUGCUUCAGAGGAAGCUUGAUGCUAGGGAAGCAGAACUUUUGGGAAUCCAUGGUGCACUAGAAACAAAGACAAAGGUUAUCAAGAAAUUGGAGAAUGAAACUGGGGAGUUGAGAGCGCUUUUGGAGCAAUUGCAGGAUGAGAAAAAAGGGCUCUUGGCAAAGCUUGGGUUGGCAGAAAAAUUGGCUUCUUCAAUCUCCAAGGCUCAAGAGAAGGAUAAUAAUCUGGAAACAGAUUUUGAAGGAAGCUCAAAAGCUGGAAAUUGUGGGAUGGAGCAUGAAUUGACUAGCAUGGUUGUGGAGCACAAUAAACCUUGCUUUGGAAAUGUGAGGAGUAAUCAGGAGCGUUUGAAAAGGCGAAAGUUAUUCUGCAGGCUUACAAGAUGGGUGGAAAGGAAUGAGAAGGGAAGAGGAAGACUGGAUGAAAAAGAAAUGCAUGACGAAUUCAAGUGUUUUGGAAGACAUUCUGUUUCAGAUUAUGCAGAGAAGCAUCACAUUGCAAGGAGAUCUUGCUCAAGUGCAUGA
Messenger RNA from Pyrus x bretschneideri (Chinese white pear), 777 nucleotides. RefSeq lists its product as uncharacterized. The coding region runs from base 1 to 777 and encodes 258 amino acids. NCBI's taxonomy places the organism in Eukaryota, Viridiplantae, Streptophyta, Magnoliopsida, Rosales, Rosaceae. The transcript is spliced from 4 exons. The record is from RefSeq and is a predicted model, not a curated record.